AAAACGUUCCUCCUUCCCUUGUACGUAUAAUCGUCUUAUCAAAGAGUAAUUUAUGUAUAGUCGGCAAUAAGUAGUUUCAUCUUCCGAUAAGUCACUGAAAUUCCUUUAAUGAGCAUCCAGUCAAACUAAGUCAUUUGUCGGUUUCUUGUAGGAUAGUAGUGGGUGCGUCGAACCGGAAAGAACCAAAACAUCUAAACAUACAAGUUAAAGGUGAAUGAAUUAGGAAGCGCCCUGAACAAUCACUUAAAAAGUUCUCAAGCAUGGUUUGUCCCAGAAUUUUUCAAAUGUUGAAGUUGAAGUAGUUGAUUGUCCAGAUUUGAGAGAGAAACCAUGGACACUGGCAGCUCCUGGGCCAGAAUUGCUGAUGUUGGGGGAGUGCCAUAUCUCAUACCUCUUCCAAACCUUUCCAAGUUAUACAGUUUUGAUGAUGUAGCAAAAAAUUCAGAUCUUCCAGGAGGGUUUGUAAUUGGUGCCGGGGCAGGAAGCAGUGACUUUGUUGGAGUGAAUUGUGAGAUGAUGGCAAACUUGGUCACCAACUCAGAACAGAAGGGAAUUAUUGCAACAAAAAUUGCUAAAGUAAAUGAAGAGAAUGGAUCCUUUGUCUUGGAAGAUUACAACUGUGGAGAGUUCAAUCUGUUGGGUAAUUUCCUUGUCAGUGAAGGAAAACCAGGAAAGGUUCUGAAAAUUUGUGUCAGCAAAAGGACUGGGGUUGAGAAUUUUGUCUCGUGCAUGCGGAACACCCUAGCUGGUCGCUAUGGAGACCAACCGGUCGGAAUGGGUGGAGUUUUUGUGAUAGAGAAGGGAAAGGCCAAGAUUCAUGUUAUGCCUAGAUUUUCAAAAACUCCACUUAACACAGACGCUGAUGUGAACAACUGGCUCAAGUUUUAUGAAAUGAGUGCUCCAUUAGUGUGCGUGGGAGUCUUAGAAAGCUACGAUCCUGGUCUGGACUUGCGCAUUGAACACUUUCACUGCUUCAGUGAUCAUGGAGAGGGAGGGCAUUACCACUAUGACGUCACACCAGAUGACGUGCAAUACACUGGGUUCUUUAAUUUCGCUGAAAAGAUUGUCAGAAUAGAUCGACCGCUGACAACGCACAAUGUUGGAAGAGACUGAGCAGUGACUUUAGAUCAUUAUUCCAAAUAGUGGCUGAAAUUUCAAAUCAUUGGUUAUUUAAAUCUGCGCUGGAACAUUAUUUUGAGGAUCUUACAAGAAUUAAAUUAACAUGGUGUUGUUCAGGUGAGCAAAUUUGCUUCUAAAUUUGAAAGAAUUAAAGAAAUUUUUAUGGUUACGCUGGGAGAUGCGCUGCUGUAAUAGUUGGCGCGCUGGACAUUGGGUCUAACAUAAUCAGAGGAGCAUACAAAGAUGUUUCCUUUUCCAUGUUUAAAGACACGACCUCUUCUCGUCAAAGGGUCAACAUUAUUAGGUAGUAAUGACUUAUUAGGACUGAAUUUGAAGGAAAUGAAUUUGCAAAAGUAAUUCGCUUCUUAAGGGGUAUAUUGGCUUGGACUGUUAUUGAUCGUACGUGGACAGGUUACAUAGUAAUAAUUGAAGUAAAACAAGGAUAUGCGAUAGAUGAAUUUGAAAUCUGCCGGGGAAAUCUCGUCUUUGUGGAAAUUACAUUGGGCUAGAUAGGAAUAUUAAAGAGAUAUAUCUUUCUUUUAAAUUGUUAGCCUGAAAGUUUAUAUCAGCACAGGCGACACAGUUGAAAGGGUCAGUUGAAAUUGUCUGUAUCGCUUUUCACAAUAAAAAAAAAAUCGUUACCCUUGAACUUUCAGUAUAGUUUUUGUUGUUGUAAAUGUUGAUGUUUCGGGAAUGCCUCCGUGGCAGUGGUAGUUUAGUUUUCUUUCAUCAAACACAGCCGUUUCGCUUUAUUUCCUCACGCCUCUUUUCUAAAAUAACACUUAAGCGACAUGCAUGACUGCACUCAUGUGCAAUGUCAAUCAAACUCAACUAAAGCUCGGGCCCAGUCUCUGACACUAAAGUUCCGGCCCAGUCUCCGACUGUUGUUGUUGUAGUUUGCUGUUGUCGUAAUGAACAUAGUAGCUCCAAAAAGGAUGAACCCUUUAAACUCUAAGAGAGAGCAGCAUCUAAUUCCUCCUUACAGUAAUACUGCUGUAUCUCUCAUAAAGAUUAUGAGAAUUAUGAGGAAAUGUAAAGAGAAGAGUAUGUAGAAUACGGGUCAGGGAUCGACACUAACGGUAGCCAACUAGCCACAGACUAGUAGAAAUUAAGUUUUGGCUGGUGGUUUUCGCUUUCCACUAG
Molecule: messenger RNA, 2262 nt
Organism: Stylophora pistillata
Lineage: Eukaryota; Metazoa; Cnidaria; Anthozoa; Scleractinia; Pocilloporidae
Product: beta-keto L-gulonate decarboxylase
Cellular component (GO): nucleus
Molecular function (GO): hydrolase activity, acting on ester bonds; zinc ion binding
Source: RefSeq, a predicted model, not a curated record